Alternaria alternata is the source of this 1230-nucleotide messenger RNA. RefSeq lists its product as hypothetical. The record is from RefSeq and is a predicted model, not a curated record. Gene Ontology annotation, biological process: fatty acid metabolic process. The transcript has 2 exons. Gene Ontology annotation, molecular function: oxidoreductase activity, acting on the CH-OH group of donors, NAD or NADP as acceptor; NAD+ binding. NCBI's taxonomy places the organism in Eukaryota, Fungi, Ascomycota, Dothideomycetes, Pleosporales, Pleosporaceae. The coding region runs from base 8 to 970 and encodes 320 amino acids.
ACUCACCAUGUUUUCCGUAGCCUCAAGACAGGUCGCCCGAUGCGCAGUGAGGCAGCAAUGCCGUGCCUUCAGCUCAACUCCCUCUGUAGGGGCUGCUGCUGAGGUCAAGAAGCUGGGUGUCAUUGGAGCAGGUCAAAUGGGCCUUGGAAUAGCUCUCGUAGCAGCACAGAAAGCCUCUGUACCAGUCCGGUUAAUUGACAAUUCCCAAGCAUCAAUCGACAAGGGCCUAAAGUUCGCGGACAAGCUUCUCGAAAAAGACGUCGGAAAGGGCAGGAUCUCCAAAGAUGACGCCGUCGCAGCAAGAGAGCGAUUAACGUCUAGCACUUCAAUGGACGACCUCUCAGACGUCGACUUCGUAAUCGAGGCCGUACCGGAGAUCCCAGACCUCAAACACAAGAUCUUCUCGCAACUCGCACAAAUCUGCCCAUCACACGCUAUCCUAGCCACCAACACCUCCUCCAUCUCGAUUACCAAGAUCGCAGCGAGUACAACCACCGACCCAACCGACCUCUCGGCCUCAUCGCGUGUCAUCAGCACACACUUUAUGAACCCGGUCCCCAUUCAAAAAGGCGUAGAGAUCAUCACUGGCCUUCAGACCUCACAAGAUACCGUCGAUACCGCAAUUGCCUUCUGCGAGAGGAUGGGCAAGAUCGCUUCCAAGUCCGCCGAUAGCCCGGGUUUCCUCGCGAACCGCAUUCUCAUGCCGUACAUCAAUGAGGCCGUCAUCUGCUUAGAGACAGGCGUAGGUGCUAAGGAGGAUAUUGACAGUAUUAUGAAGAACGGCACGAACGUACCUAUGGGCCCGCUUCAAUUGGCGGAUUUCAUUGGUAUCGACACGUGUUUGGCCAUCAUGCAGGUUUUGUAUCAUGAUACGGGUGACUCCAAGUACAGACCUGCGGUGCUGCUGAAGAAGAUGGUGGAUGCAGGGUGGUUGGGAAAGAAGAGCGGGAAAGGGUUCUAUGACUACUAGGAGAGUGGCAGCCCAAACAUGAGCAUUGAUAAAUAGCAACUUAUUUCGUCAAAGCACGCCCUGAACGUCCUCGCAGUAAUUUUCCUGACAACCCGUAGCGCGGAUCGCGUAGCCUAUAGCACAUCACCAGAACUCCAGUAUCGACCCAUUGCGACAACACAACUACUCCCCAGCCCAACUCUCCUUUGCCCAUACCCACUCUCUCAAAGCUAGCAUCCAUAGACUUGUCGGCUCAUCGCUCCCAUCAUACAACUUUACAC